CGCGUAAGUCCGCUCUCUCCAACGCGCAAGCAUUUGGUCAACAAUAACAGCGCUGCCCAAGCCCCCCAACCAACACUCAUAUAAAACGCAGAGCACAACCCCACAAACCCCACCUUCACCUGUAUCGGUAUUCCACUACUCAGUCUCCCACUACAUACUCAAAAUGUCUGCCACACAAUCCCUCCCUAAGACUUACAAGGCCGCCGAGAUCGCCGAGAAAGGCGCGCCGUUCAAGAUUGUCGAGAAGAACCUCGAGCAGCCUAAGGACUCGGAGGUGCUUAUCAAGGUUGAGGCUUGCGGUGUUUGUCACAGUGACGUGAUCGCAAAGGAGAGCUACUUCCCCGGUAUCCCGUACCCCAUUGUUCCUGGACACGAAGUUGUUGGCAGGAUCGUUGCUCUUGGAUCUCGCGUGAACACGGAUUUCUUCAAGGUCGGCGACCGUGUUGGCACCGGAUGGGAAGGCGGCCACUGCCACGAAUGUAAGGCGUGCAGGAAAGGCGCGUUCGCAUGCUGUGAGAAGGGUUCCGUGAACGGAAUCUUCAGGAACGGUGGAUACGCCGAGUACGUGAAGGUCCGCGAAGAGUCCGUCGUCCGCAUCCCCAAGGACAUUGACUCAGCCGAAGCCGCACCCCUCCUCUGCGCCGGAGUCACCGUCUUCAACGCUCUCCGUAACACCCCGGCUCACCCGGGAGACCUCGUCGCCGUCCAAGGCAUCGGAGGUCUCGGACACCUCGCCAUCCAAUUUGCCAAGCAAUCCGGCUUCCGCGUCGCUGCCCUCUCCACCUCCGAAGACAAGAAAUCCCUCGCCUCCCAAUUGGGCGCCACAUACUACAUCACCGGAUCUCCUGAAGAGCAAGCCGAGCAGCUCGCCAAGGAAGGCGGUGCUCAGAUCAUCAUUGCUACCGCUCCCCACGCUCCCGCUAUCGGACCCCUGGUGAAAGGUCUUGCUCUGGAUGGCACUCUACUCAUCGUCGCCGCGGCCGGCGAGGUCACUGUUGACACCACGGCCAUGAUCAUGAAGCGUCUGAGCGUGCGCGCCUGGGCGUCCGGAUCUGCGAUUGAUUCCGAGGAGACGAUCAAGUUUGCGCUGCAGACGGGCGUCAAGUGCCACAUUGAGAAGUUCAAGCUGGCUGAUGUUGAGAAGGCGUACGAGAGGAUGAUGUCCAACAAGGCAAGGUUCCGAGCUGUCCUUACUAUGGAGUAGGAUAGUUAGCUACUAUAAUACGUAAAUCGUCCAAGCUCUUCUACCCCUUCUUUUUUGGGCAUCGCCGAUUGCGUUGGUACUUCUGUAAAUAAUUCGAAAUGCAGCCUCGCUCUUUCUCAGUCAUAUCCUGCAGAACUGUUGUUAUUCGGUGAGCACUGCUUUCCUCCUGGGCUCGUGCAUUAGGGCUCGUGCAUUAGGGUUUGGGGC
This is a messenger RNA of Fimicolochytrium jonesii, 1411 nucleotides long. Its product is annotated as GroES-like protein. The transcript has 4 exons. Lineage: Eukaryota; Fungi; Chytridiomycota; Chytridiomycetes; Spizellomycetales; Powellomycetaceae. The coding region runs from base 164 to 1204 and encodes 346 amino acids. Gene Ontology annotation, molecular function: zinc ion binding; oxidoreductase activity. The record is from RefSeq and is a predicted model, not a curated record.